Dendrobium catenatum is the source of this 1245-nucleotide messenger RNA. RefSeq names its product protein DEHYDRATION-INDUCED 19 homolog 2. The coding region runs from base 294 to 929 and encodes 211 amino acids. The record is from RefSeq and is a predicted model, not a curated record. The transcript is spliced from 5 exons. Lineage: Eukaryota; Viridiplantae; Streptophyta; Magnoliopsida; Asparagales; Orchidaceae.
AUUGGAUAGUAACGCCGUCACCCACCGGCCACUAACUGGUCGGCUGUUCUAUGCUGAUCUUCUUCCUCGUCAGUCCUCAAGAACCUCUCUCUCUCUCCUUCUCCCACUUUCGAGUUCUUUCACACGCUGUACUGUUAUUUGAGCGAGUUCCGAGAAAAGAAUCUCUCUCACUCCUCUCUAUCUCUUUCUGACUCAGUAUUACUCGAGGCAGAUAGUUUGUUGAAGAAUACAACAUCCACCAUUAGCGUGGGUAGAGGAGAGCUGAGUUAGGGCUUUUUUUCGGAGUGGAGGCGAUGGAUUCCGAUUCGUGGAGCAGGAUAUCGGCGGCAUCGAAGCGACACCAGUCGACCUUGCAAUCGCGAUAUGAUCAGUACCUGGGGUUCGAGGAGAUGGAAGGGGACGAGGACGAGUGGAGGCCGGAGUUCCCCUGUCCGUUAUGUGACGAGGAUUUUGAUAUCGUUGGUCUCUGCUGUCAUAUUGACGAUGAUCAUCCAUUUGAGGCAAAGAACGGGGUAUGUCCUAUUUGUUCCGGAGGAGUAGGUGUGGAUUCUGAUUUCUUCAAGUCUCAGCAUAAGAGGAGAUUGCGAAAAGGUUCAUCCGGCUCUCAUGGUGCACUUAAUUUCUUGAGGAAGGAGGUACGGGAUGGGAGCUUACAAUCUCUUCUUGGGGGAUCUUCAAGAUUGAUUACUCCUUCACAUGCGGCACCUGAUCCAUUGCUUUCAUCAUUUAUCAGUAAUGUGUCUAUUGCUGAUUCUUCAAGAAUAGUAGAGCCUGAACCCUUGGAUGAAGGAAUAAACAAGAUUUCAGAGGAGAAAAUGGUAGAAAGUAAUGCGCAAGUUCUAUCCGACAAAGUUCUGAAGGAAAUGGUUCGCAGGAGCCAGUUUACACAGGAGCUUGUUCUGUCAACAAUCUUUGAUGAAAUCUUAUAAUGAAGAAUCUUCGUUCAUGACUGAGAAUCCAUCGUUCAGUUUAGUUGAGCAAAAAAAAUUUGAAGAUUUUUCUAAAUGCAUGCAAUGAUCGAUUAAACCCACCAUAUAAAUAUAUGUACGUGUUUGUGUGUAGGAUUCAGAAAGUGGUGGAUGUAUAUGCCACAUUUCUUCUGUUCAAGAGAAGUGGAAGUUUGGCAUUUGGUUUAUAAUAGCUGCAGGUGGCGAAAACUUUAUAAGCUGUAAUUUAUGUCCCUGAUGAUGUUCCCUUUUUAGUAUUUAAUUAAUAAAUUUAGUAGGAUUAUUAUGCUUUUUCUCC